AUGUCAUUAAAGAAUCCAGAUUGUUUAGAAGUAAUAUUUGAAAAUCUAAAGGAUGAAGUCACAACACUUCAUUCGUGUCAUUUAGUUAAUAGGUUAUGGUGUCGACUUACAACACCAAUAUUGUGGCGUAAUCCAUUAAAAUUUACGAGUGGUAGAACUAAUGCAACAUAUCAAAGUUCAAAAAGGUUACGCACCAUUAGAAUUUUACCGAUGGAUGGAUGUCAAUGGAAGGAAAAGGGAAUAGAUGGUAUCGUUAAAAUUUCAAACUUGUUUACGACAAUGUCAAAGCACGUUCAUGAUUUACAACAUUUAUUUAUCGACAUCAACGAACGUUCCACACAUCUCGUACAACAUAAACUUUUCCCACUCGUUAAAUCAAUUUCCUCUUUAAUUGAAUCACAAAAUUCUCUAAAGGUUUUAAUUAUAAAUCAAUUUUGGGAUUGUUCAACCUGUUAUUUAAUUGAGUACGCCCUUUCAAGGCAAGCCCCUUCCCUAAUAUAUUUAGAGAUUAAUGAAUUUUACAAUUAUAAUGUAAUCUUACAAAUCUUACCCCUAUGUAAAAAUUUAGAGACUAUCAAAUUUAGUCAUCCGGUUCCAUUGAAAUUUGAUCGUACAUUUGAUUCCACUCCAUUACCUUUGUUAACCUCAAAUAAUCUUCCCAUUAAAAAUUUUUAUUCCUUGAUGGAUAAUUAUAAUCAUGACAUUACUUUAACUACGACGGAAUUAAUCUUGAGAAUGUCAAAUCGAUUCCUUCAAACCCUUUCCCUAUCAAAGAUCACGGAAACUUUGGUCAAUACAAUUACAAAAUAUUGUUCUCAAUUAACUCAUUUAUCAUUUGUUUUUCACACGAGAGAGAUUAAAUCAAUUUGUUCUUUACUUUCUUCACUUCCUUCCCUAAAACAUUUAAUCCUCAUACAUUAUGAUUUAAAUCAACCGACAAAUGAUUAUUUAUUCUAUCAAUUGGCCAACUCCAUUCCUAAUACCUUGACCCAUCUUGGUUUUGAUUUCGAGUUGUCUCCCAAACUUUUAAACGUUUUCUUGUCUCAUUGUCCCCAUUCAAUUAAUAUUCUUACCUUUCAUGGUACGAAAUGGUAUCGAGAAGAUUACUUAUCUGGAAUUGUUAAAUAUGUUGAAAAGAAACGUAAUGGUUUAAAAGAAUUGAGGAUUGAAAAAUUCAAACGAAGUGAUGAAGCUUUCUUACCUUUAUUCUUCUUGAAUGCGUUAAAAGAUGCAAAAAAAAUAAUACCCGUGAUCAAGGAUUCUAGUUCCGCCUUUGUCCCGUUUUUUGGUGAGUAA
Messenger RNA from Funneliformis mosseae, 1296 nucleotides. The record is from the annotation of a GenBank genome assembly. Lineage: Eukaryota; Fungi; Glomeromycota; Glomeromycetes; Glomerales; Glomeraceae.